UGGUUAGUAUUAGUGGCAAUCACUUUGUAAAGCAAAACAUACCCGCCCAGUGUCUCCGGGAUGAGGAGAGAGAGGAUGGGAGGUUUAGCAGAACAGAACAAGGAAAUUAAGCUGUCAGAAAGCCAGAUCAGUAUCUCUGUCUGCACAGCUAGGUUGCUAGCAAUUAAGCGAUAGGCGGACACGAGUAGGAAGAUUUAUACGAAUAUCACAGCUAUGAAACUCAUCCGUUGGAGCAGAUUGUAGCUACAGCUAGUACACGUUAAAUAGCUACGACUAUAGAUCUCAGAUAACGUUACAGACCUUUCAAAGUAGCGUUAGAGUGUAACAAGAAAGUGGAGACAACUGGUUAGCUUGCUAGCUAACAUCUAGCCACAGCUUCUUUCAGCUUCAAAACUAGAGUUCACUUGAGAUUUGAACUACCAGUCUUCAGUCAUGCCUUUUCCUUUCGGGAAGUCCCAGAAGAGUCCAGCUGAAAUAGUGAAGAGUUUAAAGGAGAAUGUGGCACACCUGGAAAAGCUGGAUGCUGGAGACAGCAAAAAGUGUGAAAAGGUCGCAGAGGAGGUGUCCAAAAAUUUGGCCUCACUGAAAGAGAUACUUUCUGGAACUGGUGACAAGGAGCCUCAGACUGAAGCAGUGGCUCAGCUUGCACAAGAGCUGUAUAACACCAAUCUUCUCAUUGUUCUCAUUGCAAACUUGCAGAGGAUUGAUUUUGAGGGGAAGAAGGAUGUGGUUCAUUUGUUCAGCAAUAUUGUGAGACGUCAGAUUGGCACUCGCACACCCACUGUAGAGUACAUCUCUACACACCCACAGAUCCUCUUCAUGCUUCUGAAAGGAUAUGAAAGCCCAGAAGUUGCUUUGAACUGUGGAAUGAUGCUGAGAGAAUGCCUGCGUCAUGAGCCUUUGGCACGGACUGUGCUCUUCUCUGAAGAGUUGUUCUGCUUCUUCAAUUACGUGGAGCUCUCAACCUUCGACAUUGCCUCAGAUGCUUUUGCCUCAUUCAAGGAUCUCCUCACAAGACACAAGAUUAUGUGUGCUGAUUUCCUGGAGAACAAUUAUGACAGGGUGUUUACAGAAUAUGAGAAGCUUCUGCAUUCUGACAACUAUGUCACCAAACGGCAGUCUUUGAAGCUCCUUGGAGAACUUCUCCUGGACAGACACAACUUCACUGUCAUGACAAAGUACAUCAGUCGAGCAGAAAACUUGAAGCUGAUGAUGAACAUGCUGAGAGACAACAGUCGAAACAUUCAAUUUGAAGCAUUCCAUGUCUUCAAGGUUUUUGUUGCAAACCCCAACAAGACUCAGCCAGUACUGGACAUACUGCUGAAGAACCAGGCCAAACUCGUGGACUUCCUGAGCCACUUCCAGACAGACAGGUCUGAGGAUGAGCAGUUCUGUGAUGAGAAGAACUAUCUGAUUAAGCAGAUCCGAGACCUGAAGAGGCCCACAGCGCCUGAGGAAGCUUAAAGCUGCAGGGACAACAGGUCCAUCAGGUGGUAAAUUUUAAAGGUGGUGGUUAAAGCUGCAGAGCGAGAGUCUGAAAGACAUGCUUCAUUAAGAUUUAUUAUUAACUACAAAAAAUAGGAAAACCAUAAAUAUUACUUCCUUCACCUUUUGUUGUGUAGUGUGAAUGUGGAGGGGAUUUUUUUUUUUUUAUACAUCCAGCAACCUGAGUGGGCCAAGAACUGUUAUUUAAACCGCAGUGCUUCUUCUUUAGUAAUAAUAGAAUGCAUUUAGUCUGUUCUUGUGAUGCUGGACUUUAAACUGUUACCCUUCCACACACACAGAGCUUAGAAUGAGAGAAACUUCACCCCCUCACAGCCAACACCUGACCUCUGAAGUGUCUUUUUCAGAAACUCGACUAUAUUUUGGAGAUUAAAAACUUGAGAAGUAAAUAUUUUUUCUAAUGUAUCUUCAUGGUAAACAGUUUAAAACAUAUAGUAACUCCGCUCUCUGAACAUUGCUUAGUCUAACUGAUUUAUUGCCUUAUUGUAAGCUGUUGUGUUGUACAGGGGACUUGCAUGGUCUUCAGGAAUGUGGAUUAUAUUGGCCCGGCCAGCACACGGCACAUAUUGGUGAUCAGCCUGUCAUUAUUAGGUCUUUGGUUACAUGUGAGGUUACAGAGGUCAGAAACAAUCCGGCAGUGUUGAACUUGUCUAUGCGAUAGCUGGCACAGGAAGAGAAAGUCGAAACCAGAGAGGAAUCAAUGUAUUGUACUGUGAGUUUUAGACUGCGCUGAGCGAGGCAUACAUGACUGAAAUAGAAACAAGACGUCAAAUAAUGCUGCGGGGUUAGCAUGCGUACGCCAUGUGGACAGCCAGGACAUACUCAUUGAUCUCACUUGGAGCUCUUCAUUUCAUCCUCAUACUGAGCACAGAUGGCAGUGAGUCAUUUAAAAUGUUUAACAAAGAAUGAAUUCUUGAGGUUUUAAACAACUUGAUGAAUGCCAUGUUAGGGAUCUCUCUGUUACAGUAUAAGCACUGCAUACCACAAGAAUGAAUGUUACACUGAGGAGUUGCUUGUAAGGAUGCUUCAUAAGUAUGUUACACAGACCCAAUUGGAUUUUUUUUUUUUUUCCCUCUUCAUAUCAGAUCUGGGCCACUUCUAUAUGUGGACCUAGACCUGAUUCAUACAGUAUCUAAUCACUGACUAUGCAACUGCUGUCAGAGCAGUCAGAUCAUCAUUCAGUGUCGGUACCUCGCAGACUGGUCAAAAUAAACAUGGAGGAGAGCAGCAACUGGGAACAGUGGAAAUGAGUGUUUUGAUGGAGAAGCUCCUGAUCAAGCCUAACUCUAAGUAACAUGUCGUAACUAAGCGGUGUUUGAGAGAAUUGCGUGGCUUGACCUAGACACAAAUUAUGUUUUUAUGCAUGUGGCUCACAUUGCAGUUAAAUCUGCACGUGCACGGCAGUUUUGUGACAUGUCUCUGGAGUCGGAUGCAUGUCUGUUACAAACAUGAAUGGGAACCACUGACACAAAAACAUCAGCUGUAACACAUGCCUGUAAUGUGAGCGUAGCUUUGGCCAGACUUUGUGGAAUGGAAAAGAGGGUGUGGAUGCUUUACCACAUGCACAGGAUUUUAACUGUCAUGCUUUUUGUCUCAUGUUUUUUUUUUCUGAUAUUCAAUUUCACAUGGUCAAAAUAACCACAUGCACUGUUACAGCAAGAAUUAGUUUGUUUUUGGAUGAUGAACACUGAAUUGAGUCCCUCACAUGCACCAAUGAUCAGUUACAUUUCAUAACUAGACUUCUGUUGGAAGAAUUGCCUUACUUUGGCCAUUGCACUAAAAUGGCAUAUUAGCAAUUUCAGGAUGUGUUGUCUGUGUGAACACUCUAGUAUAUACCUCAUGGGAUUUGAGUUUGCAAAUGCUGUUGUCUUUUCUUUCCUUCCCAGACCAGAUGCUUUAUUUGACAUUUUAAAAUGCACAGCAGGGGUUUGUAUGCAUGCCUAAACUUGAUAUAAGUUUGAGCUUGAACAGGGACUGCAACCUAGUUUUCACAAUAGAAAACUAGAUUUUUAACCUUAAAUAUUUCAUUUGGGUGGUGCCACACAAACGUUAAUUCAUAAUGAAUUGCAUUGUGGUACCUUGUAAUCAAUGUUGCCUUAUUUAAAGUCAUUUAAUCGAUUGUAAUGAUCAUGUAAAAUUCUAGACCUUAAUUUGUUGUUAAACCAAAGUCAAUAUAAAAAGGGUAAAACUGUACAUUUCAUGUCCUAAUGCGUUGCUUGUUCAUUUCUCAGGUCUGCAUAUAAUACAGUGCACUGUGCAGUGUACACUAAAUUGCGCAGUAGAUUUUCAGUUUUGGGUAAUUGACUUAAAAAAAAAAAAAAAAA
Monopterus albus (swamp eel) is the source of this 3827-nucleotide messenger RNA. It is a transcript of the gene cab39l1, whose product is annotated as calcium binding protein 39, like 1. The transcript is spliced from 9 exons. The record is from RefSeq and is a predicted model, not a curated record. Gene Ontology annotation, molecular function: protein serine/threonine kinase activator activity. Lineage: Eukaryota; Metazoa; Chordata; Actinopteri; Synbranchiformes; Synbranchidae. The coding region runs from base 433 to 1464 and encodes 343 amino acids. Gene Ontology annotation, biological process: intracellular signal transduction.